Messenger RNA from Fusarium fujikuroi IMI 58289, 627 nucleotides. RefSeq lists its product as uncharacterized. The coding region runs from base 1 to 627 and encodes 208 amino acids. The record is from RefSeq and is a predicted model, not a curated record. The transcript has 5 exons. NCBI's taxonomy places the organism in Eukaryota, Fungi, Ascomycota, Sordariomycetes, Hypocreales, Nectriaceae.
AUGGACAACUAUCCCUCUCUUGACGCCGACAGAAGACUCUUUGUUCACAAAGCUCAAGCUACGGAUUUACUUGCUGAAAUCGAAGGCAUCAAGGGUUUCAGCGUUCUCGCUCUCGAUUGGGUCGCUGAGGACGAAGUACCUACUCUUUCGAUUGAGCAUCUGGGAAACCCCUCCAGUACAGACUCGCUCACUGCACGAGUUGCUUGGAAUGUUGGUCAGAACAAGCUCGUCGGUGAUGCAGUUCGUCGCUCAGCGGCGAAGUUCCCAUUGAAAGUUAUUUUGCAUCAGUCUCAGAGUCUACUCGCAAGAUUGCUACUGAUAAUGAGAAACUGGCCGGACACCUUGUCGGCAUGGCGAGAGAAGAAGCAGGAUCCCGAUGCAUAUGCCAUCAAUCUUGUAAAGCACAAGGAGGUCUUCCGCAAGCUCAUGGAACACGCCAUUUCCCUCAUCGUUGUCGACGAAGCUGCCCAGUUGGCCGAAAACUUGUCACUCGCAAAGAACAAAUACCAGUACUUGUUGAAUGAGGUUACAGCCGCUGAACUUCCCAAGUCACUUGUCGAUGUUCGUACCAUUAUUGAUGACUCUUUCAGUCCCGAGGCUGACCAAGUCUUUAUCGAUCUCAUUUGA